AUGUCGUCCAACCUGCCGAGAACCCCGUCGACCAUCAUGAACCUCCACAUUUCCCGUGGCAUCAACUCGAUGUUCCGUGAUGCUCGAGGUGGAAGCGUCGCCCGACCUCCCAGCGGCUCUCCUCGGUCCACCAUGGCCAACGACGAGGAGGAGGAUCCAAACGAGGAGCAGCAGAACAUGACCAAUACCCUUCUCGCUGUGUCUGCCCCUGCCGCGAUUUUCUCGUCGGCUGACAAGGAGCUCCUGGAGUCAGGCAAGUACGCCGACGCCAAGAUCAUUGCAAACGGCAAGACCUACGACGUGCACAAGAACGUGCUCUGCACCCGCAGCAAGUGGUUCCGUAGCGUCCUCGAGGGCGCCUUCCGCGAGGGCCAGGAGAGUGUUAUCGAGAUAACCGCCCCAGACAACAUCGAGCGAGUCCUCGAGUUCCUCUACACCGGCGCGGUCGACCUGAGCAAUGAGGACGAUCUGAUGGCAGCCGCCAACGAGCUCUCCGCCCUUGGCGACUUCUACCUGAGCGAUGAGAUGAACAACUACGCCAACCAAGUGCUUGGCAAAUACCUCGGAGAGUACCUGAACUCAAUCUGCGAUAUCAACAAAUGCGCAGACCUCCCGAACGAAUAUUCCGCCGCCGAAUAUCGUACCUUUUUAUGGGACCCUCUACCAGAGGGACGCCCUAUCAUGAGCUCCACCUACAAUCUCAUGCUCCAGAACUUCCGAUUCCUCCACGCCAAGGGCUUCAUCGACCGCCUCUGCAGUGCCAUUCGAGCCGCUUAUGCCAUUCCAUCCGGCAUCCAACGCGUUUACGUCGACUUUGUCUAUACGGCCCGGAUCCAGACCUUCGGCAGCACCUUGAUCCGUGCCCUGAGGGAUGAGGUCCCCGAGUUUGGCUACGACCUCUUGACGGCGGUCAUGACUGGCCCACUGACUACGGCGUUCCAGGGCAACUCGGCCUUCGAGCAGUGGAAGGACCCCUUCGCCAACCCCGAGCUUGUCGCCACUGUCGAAGAGUCUCACAGACAUGAGCAACGCGUCAGGGACGAUCGCGACAGGGAGCGUGUGGCUUUGGGCCUUCCGGGCGCUCUGCUUGAUGGCCCGGAUAUCAAUGGCGUGGACAAUCUUGGGCAUACACCACCUGUGAGCGCUGUCCAAAAUGUCAAUGGCGAGUCAUACAUCAUAGAGGAGCUCAUAUACGCGGGCGCAAAGGAGCACGAUGCUGGUCUGGUCCUGCCGCUAGUUCGUGACAUCAACGCGCUGGAACCUCAGGGGCAGACUGCCCUGCACUACUGGGCCCUUCGCGACGGCGCAGCAGUCGCGGAUGUUCUGCUUGGCCCCCCAGGCAUCGAAAUCGAUACCAGAAACUCGUCCGGCCGCACGGCUCUGCAGGUGGCUGCUGGGAUGGUAUCCGGGGGCGUUCUCGAGGAGCUUAUACGGGCCGGCGCGGAUCUAGAGCUCGUGGCCGCCGAGAAGAGUGCUGAGUCCCUCAGUGCUGAGAUCACAGCUCUUGAGACAGCCGUCUCCUGCAGACAACAGGUAGACGCUGCGAUGUUGCAGAUGCGCGCCGGCGCUGAUACGAGAUUCGGGCUCAGAGACGGCGUAGUCGCACACACCGUGCUCCAUGCGGUUGUCUACGGAAAUGAAACGUUCCUGUGUCAAAAGACUGCUGGGCCUCUGAACGAGUUCACCACUCGUGGCCACACCCCGUUCCUCCAUGCUAUCUACUACGGCGACGUCGAAGGUGUUUCGGCGCUCCUCGAGGCAGGGGCUGACCAUUUGAAGCACAGGCAUCUACAGGAGAUGUCUCUGGGCGGGACACCGCUGCAACUAGUGAACACGACUCUUCGGAGGGCGACGCAAAGUGGCGACGUUCCCAAGAUUCCAAGCGUGAGAAAGGCGGGGAAAGCAACCAUCAACGAUUACCUCGCAAGGCUCGAAAAUAUUAGGUCUAUUCUGAACAGAAGGAGCGGGACCGACAAGGAGAUGUAA
Molecule: messenger RNA, 1986 nt
Organism: Diaporthe citri
Lineage: Eukaryota; Fungi; Ascomycota; Sordariomycetes; Diaporthales; Diaporthaceae
Exons: 5
Coding region: 1-1986 (661 amino acids)
Molecular function (GO): protein binding
Source: RefSeq, a predicted model, not a curated record